This is a messenger RNA of Aphanomyces astaci, 516 nucleotides long. RefSeq lists its product as hypothetical. Bases 1 to 516 code for a protein of 171 amino acids. The transcript has 3 exons. The record is from RefSeq and is a predicted model, not a curated record. NCBI's taxonomy places the organism in Eukaryota, Oomycota, Saprolegniomycetes, Saprolegniales, Verrucalvaceae.
AUGAACUUCGUCCGCAUGUGCGACAUCUUUGAGAAUAUGGCCACAGUACUCGAGGGUGAUAUAGCCGGGCCAAAACACCCCGAUUCGUGGCUCGCUGUCGACGGCGCACCUCAGUUAAAUCCUUGUCCCCCAUUUUACCCCGACCAAUUCGUGUCCUUGUGCAACGAAUUCCUGGACGAAAGUGGAUGGACCGACUCGAUAUACGUCGCAGCCUCCAUCAAAGGCGCCUGUUUGCCCCCGCCCAACCGUGCGAAAAUGGUCGCAUUGCCUGUGGUGCACGGUGUCCUGCAAUGCACAGUCUGCAAAAUGAUACUCAGCUCGUCGUACGAAAUCUCACGGUAUGGCGUCUUUGUGCUCAGCCUGUUCAACAAAGCCGACGCACUCGCAUUCAAAUUCGACAAAACUGUUUCCGAUACCAUCCACGACAUGCAGGCGACGGAUGCCAUUCCACGAAUGCGGGAUAUUGCGCGAAUUGCCGGCAACAUCAUGGUUCCUUUACCAGCAGCAAUGGAAUAG